AUGCUCGCAGUGUCUGCAAGACAACGCCUGGAACUUUUCCUGUUCAGGUCAUUGGUUAGUUUCCCGGAAACCGUCAAAAAGGUUUCGGCUUCGGCAGUGCAUGCCGUCCUGCCUGAAGCCGAGCUCCUAGGGAAGCCGCAUUUGAUCGGCUUCUACGCAGAGCAGUCCAUGGAGGCCAAACGCAUGCGUUUCUUGGGUGAUUUGCUGGAGAAGGAGCUUCCAGGCACAAAGAUCGUUUGGCUGGAGGCAUGGGACAAUCCACUGAAUGAAAGACUUCGGGCAACAAUCGACCUGAGGAACCAGUGUGGUGGGGUGCCGUAUCUUUUCAACCGCAAGACCGGCAAGGUAUUGUGUGGAGUUGUAGCUUACGACAAGCUGAGAGCGUGGGCCCAGGGACUUGGCGGCGAUGCCAGGAUCUACCGUGAUCUUGGCGAGUAA
Messenger RNA from Symbiodinium natans, 438 nucleotides. The record is from the annotation of a GenBank genome assembly. NCBI's taxonomy places the organism in Eukaryota, Dinophyceae, Suessiales, Symbiodiniaceae.